This is a messenger RNA of Hemibagrus wyckioides, 4877 nucleotides long. RefSeq names its product NF2, moesin-ezrin-radixin like (MERLIN) tumor suppressor b (gene nf2b). Gene Ontology annotation, biological process: regulation of organelle assembly; positive regulation of protein localization to early endosome; regulation of cell shape. The record is from RefSeq and is a predicted model, not a curated record. Gene Ontology annotation, molecular function: cell adhesion molecule binding; actin binding. The transcript is spliced from 17 exons. The coding region runs from base 347 to 2110 and encodes 587 amino acids. Lineage: Eukaryota; Metazoa; Chordata; Actinopteri; Siluriformes; Bagridae. Gene Ontology annotation, cellular component: plasma membrane; filopodium; adherens junction.
CUGGCCUGUAGAGCGCCUGCGAGCGCAAACUUCUGCUAACUCUACUACUUUAGCCAAAUAUUAAAUCGCAGCAGCAUGCGAAAUAGCCAUGAAAAAACCUCUUUAUAUUUGUCGAUAUGAUUCCAGUGUACGUGGCGGAUGUGUCCGCUUGGCGUUGAGUUUUUGCUGAUUGCACGUAGCGCGAAAAACAAAACGGCCAGUCGGCUAGGUGAUUAGCGUGCAAGCGGCAAACUUUCAUCCGCCUUGUUGUUCACCUUUGUCGGGAGAAGUCGGAAACUUUACUCCGGGGAUUGGGCCUGCAACAAUAACAGACGGACUGAAGGAGUCGGGCUAUUAAGAGCUCAAGAUGUCGAUUCUGGGUCUUAAAAAGAAACAACCCAAGACUUUUAAAGUCAAAGUCAUCACCAUGGAUGCAGAGAUGGAGUUCAGCUGUGAGGUAAAAUGGAAAGGGAAGGACUUGUUCGAUCUGGUGUGCCGAACUAUCGGACUGAGGGAAACUUGGUUCUUUGGUCUCCGGUACACUGUGAAAGACACGUAUGCUUGGCUUAAGCCUGAAAAACGGGUUCUGGAUCAGGACGUACCGACGGACUCUCCAAUAACAUUUCACUUUCUGGCUAAAUUCUUCCCUGAAAAAGUUGAGGAGGAACUCGUUCAGGAAAUCACACAACACCUUUUCUUCUUACAAGUAAAGAAACAAAUACUAGAUGAGGAGAUCUUCUGCUCUCCAGAGGCCUCGGUCCUUCUGGCGUCAUAUGCUGUUCAAGCCAAGUACGGAGAUUAUGACCCAAAUUUCCACAAGCCAGGCUUCCUGGCCCAAGAUGAACUCUUACCUAAAAGGGUGCUGAUGCAGUAUCAGAUGACACCAGAGAUGUGGGAAGAGAAGAUCACAGCCUGGUACGCUGAGCACAGAAAUCUAGCAAGGGAUGAAGCUGAGAUGGAGUAUCUGAAAAUAGCACAGGAUCUCGACAUGUACGGCGUCAGCUAUUUUUCAAUCACGCAAAACAAAAGAGACAAGGAGCUCCUGCUCGGCGUCGACGCACAGGGACUUCAUAUCUACAGCCCCAAUAGCAAACUCAAUCCACAGAAGUCCUUCCCGUGGAGUGGAAUCCGCAACAUCUCCUACAGUGAGAAAGAGUUUACUAUUAAACCGCUGGACAAAAAGAAGGACGUCUUUAAAUUCUAUUCUUCACAACUGCGAGUAAAUAAGUUGAUCUUACAGCUGUGUAUUGGAAACCAUGACCUCUUCAUGAGGAGGAGGAAGGUGGACUCUAUUGAAGUGCAGCAGAUGAAGGCUCAAGCCAAAGAAGAGAAGGCUAGGAAGAAGAUGGAACGUCAGAUUCUAGCUCGGGAGAAGCAGCUGAGGGAGGAUGCCGAGCGGGCAAAAGAGGAGAUGGAGCGCCGGAUGUUUCAGCUUCAGGACGAGGCUCGUAUGGCUAAUGAAGCACUGCUGCGCUCUGAGGAGACGGCCGACCUGCUGGCGGAGAAAGCACAGAUUGCCGAGGAGGAGGCAAAGCUUCUGGCUCACAAAGCAGCCGAAGCCGAGCAAGAGAGACAGAGACUGGAGGUCACAGCUCUCAAGACCAAAGAGGAACACAGGCUAAUGGAGCAGAAGAUGAGGGAGGCGGAGCAGUUAGCUGUAAAGCUGGUGGAGCAGUCAGAGAGGAGGACAAAGGAGGCUGAUCAUCUAAAGCAGGAUCUGAACGAGGCCAAAGACGCAGAACGUAGAGCCAAGCAGAAGCUGCUAGAGAUCACCAAAACAACAUACCCCUUGAUAGCUGCAUAUUCUAAUCCUCCCCCCGCCCCCGGCCCUGACAGUUCGGAGAUGCAGCUGGACAUGGCCGCCUCGUACCGACUGGACUUCAAAGACUCAGACAUGAAGAGACUGUCCAUGGAGAUCGAACGUGAACGGCUCGAGUACAUGGAGAAGAGCAAGCACCUGCAGGAUCAGCUUAAAGAGCUGAAGUCAGAGAUCGAGUCUCUGAAGCUGGAGGAGCAGCAGCAGCAGGCGGGUCUUUACAGCCUGAGGGGCUACCCUGAACCACCUUACAUCCCCCACAGCAACAGAAACUCGGCCUACAUGACUCAGAUGGCGUUUUUCGAGGAGGUGUGAAUGGACAGAAAUCUGACAAGGAGGAUGGAGGUGAAGAAAUCAUCACUACAGCGUGCGACACUCAUCAGGGAUACCUAUGAUCUCGAGCACGGAUUAUCAAGCACACACUCCUGCACCAAACACUUCGGGGUGGGGGGGGGGUCAUUUUACUGACCGGUUUAAAAUCUCAGACUAAAAGUGCUAUGCAGAAAACAGCACCGGGUUUACUGUGUCGUCGUUAAGUGGAUGAACUUUCAAGCAAAAAUUUUGUUUUUUACAAUGCCAAAAAUCCUUUUUAUUAUUUCUUUCUUUCUUUUUAAAACCAUAUCCUAAAUUUUACAAAAAGAGCAAAGCAUUUUCUUCCCUUAUAUUUCACUAAGGUGCAGUACACCUGUUCAGUUUAAAGGGUUAAGUCUUUUCAUUUUAGAAAGAUUUCAUUGGUGCCACAUUUCCUGCUGGACUUCAGCUGAUGACCAGCGUGACCUCUUGCACUAGUGGUUAAUGCAGUGUGUGUUAGUAAUGCAGAGCUAAAUUAAGGAGUCUGUUCCAGUCUAACAGGCCUGAUGCUUUACCUUUCCGGCAGCUCGGUCUCCACUUACUCAAUUCACUCGGAGGUCACGGAGGUAAAAGAUUUAGCUGUAAACUUCUGCUGCAGUCCUGUCCUUUCAGAUCUCCUUGAACAGCUUUAUUUAUGGUUUUAUUUUCCAUAACUGAUCAGACAGAAUCAAGCCCUUAUAAUCUAGAAAAGUUCCAUAGACUAUACGUCAUAUCUUUUUCACUCCAGUGGGUGAAGCAGAGGGGUUUUUGUUUUGUUUUUCCCUGAAACAGCUCUUCUGUAAGGAAAAAAUACAAGGGAUGGAAUGAUUUUCUGAUUUUUUCCAAAUAUUAUGCAAUCACAGUGUUUAUUUCUUAAUGAAAGACAAAUCACGCUUUUUAUCUGCUUACACUGAUCAGGCAUAACAUUGUGACCAUCUGCCUACUAUUGUGUUGGUUCCAUCGAGGCAUGGACUCUACUAGAUCCCUGAAGGUGUGCUUUGGUACCAAGAUUUUAGCAGCAGAUCUCUUAAGUCCCAUAGAUUGCGAUGGGCCCCACCUCACAACUUACAGGACUUAAAGGAUACUUUUGAUAGAUACUGACCACUGCAGACUGGGAACACCCUAACAGGUGCCAUGAUGAGAUGAUCAGUCUUAUACACUUCUCCUGUCAGUGGUCAGGAUGUUAUACCUGAUCCGUUAACGUCCUUUAAAAUUUAAAGUGGCCAGCUAAACACUCGUUUUUGUUUUUGUUUUUGUUUUUGAAGUAAAGACACGGCGCAUGUCACCAGCACAAACUCUUCUUGUCCUAAAGACUCAGAAAGCUUAAAUUGACAGCAUCAGAGAGAAACUCCUUUCAUAAACGUCUCCACUUAAAACACUACAUCAACAUGUAAUGCAUGUGUGUAAUGCUAGUCCCUAUGUAAGUUGUCACUAUACAAACAAUAUCAUAUCAUAUUUCUCUGUAAGAAGUUGUUCUGGUGGGCUGAAGUUUCUCGGGACUGCAGCAAAGCAACACUAACGGGACAAAAACUAAACUAUGCUUUACUACAAAGGCCAACAUUAAUGCUGUUUUAAAUGCAGUGCCUCUCUAAAAAUCCUAACUUAAGUGUCCAUGGCCUGAAUUGUCCAGAAAGUUGUCCUUUCAAAUGAUUUAAACGAAUCAUUUCAAUUUAGAAUAAUUAUUAUCGGCUACUUUUGUCACUCACGCUUUCAUAGAAGAGGACAGAACAGCGUGUAAUGACGGAGCUACGUAAACACUACAUUUCUUCUACUUCGCUGGUUUUUAUUUCCCUUCAUUUUCACUUUUUCACAGAUUUUUCUUGUACAUUUCUAGUGCUGGAAAAAAAACAACAGGCCAUUUUUAAUUAUUUGAUUAUUUAUACUUAUGCCCAAUGUCUUAUUUUAUUCUUUUCUUUUCUUUCUUUUUUUUAAUCAAGUGUUUCUCCAUUUCAGAGUUUUGGUUGGUUAUCCCAUUUGUUUUAUUUUGUUAUUUUUGUGUGUGUGUGUAUCGUGGUGCCUUCUGGUCAGUAUGAAAUUGCAUGAUUUGAAUUGGGAAUAGUCGAAAUCCCAGUCAUUACAGUCAAGUGGGGUUUAGCAGUAAGCUUUAGGGCUUUCUUAAAGAAUUCAUGACGCUUUGAAUCUAAAAAAUUGGGCAAUUCUCCUCCCGUCACACACGACCCUUCGUAGCACAGCAUCGUAGUUUUUAGUUAAAGAACACAUUCCUUUGUUCCUAAAACAUAACCAUCUCCACAGAAGGCAAUUAUUCAUGUUUUAAUGAAACCUGCCCGUUUUCACCCAUGCCUCAAACACUAAUUUAUCCUGAUCCUCUCGUUAACUACAGCUCGUUAAGUGCCUUAUGUGUGUUGUGAACGGGUUUUUUUUUCUUUCUUUUCCGAAGCCUUUCUAAGUGUUUAUACAGAUUCAGCGUCACAUGUAAUAAGUCUUUACUGAGUUGCAGUAUUAUAGCCUUUGUUUUGAUUCUGAUACGGUUUACAAUUUACAUUUUGUUACGCUUAAUUAGAUGCUUUUAUCCAAAGUGACUUGGCUGAAUUGAGGCUGAGGCUGGGCGGAGCCACACAGCAGUGUGCCUGGGUUUGACCUUUCCACCUACCGGUCAUCUGCUCAAAGGCUCCAGCACUGAGCUGUUCCACAUACUGACGUCUCUUAUGUGUAGUGAAUUGAAAACUAAUUCACAAAUAAUAAAAAAAAUACAAGAUGACUUUUUAACAAGUGCUUUGUGCGUGCCUUUAAU